AUGCAUUUCUCCACUCUCGUCACCAUUACCCUCUCCGUCUUCAGCGCCCAGGCGAUUGCAAAGGAUUGCAAGAGUGGUCUUGCAUACUGCGGCGGAGAUUUGCUCACUAUUGGCAAUUAUAAAGACACCAUCAUGCAAAGCCUCCAAAGUAGCGGCCUCACAGCCGACGAUGAUCACAUUUACCACGGGCUCUUCACAUGCGCUGAAGGUGGUUUGCUGAAAGAUACCGUUUACUGCGACAAAGGCUGUUGGUUGGCUGGAAGUGACAGUCCAAAUAGUGAUGACUGUUACCAGUGA
Molecule: messenger RNA, 297 nt
Organism: Botrytis byssoidea
Lineage: Eukaryota; Fungi; Ascomycota; Leotiomycetes; Helotiales; Sclerotiniaceae
Exons: 2
Coding region: 1-297 (98 amino acids)
Source: RefSeq, a predicted model, not a curated record